Molecule: messenger RNA, 5713 nt
Organism: Drosophila rhopaloa
Lineage: Eukaryota; Metazoa; Arthropoda; Insecta; Diptera; Drosophilidae
Gene: THADA
Product: thyroid adenoma-associated protein homolog
Exons: 7
Coding region: 75-5348 (1757 amino acids)
Biological process (GO): tRNA methylation
Cellular component (GO): cytosol
Source: RefSeq, a predicted model, not a curated record
GUACCGGUGGCUAUCAGCUCUAUUCCGAUCCCGCCAUAUCUAUUCUAUAUCUCCGAUCCCAUCCCGCCCAAGACAUGAACGAUCUGAGCCUGCGCGUGGCCGCCUUGAAGCUCUGCGCGCAUCCCAAGCGAUUCGCGGAGCUGCGGGACGCCUUGGUGCCGCUGCCCAACAGGUGGAAUAGCGCUUCCCACGGAUUUGUGCGCCAGUUCGCGGCGGCCAAGAGCAGUGCGGAGCAGGUGCUGGCGGUCAAGGAGAUCUUCUACAGCGAUCAGCAGGAGCACGUGGAACCAGCCCGCUUUCUGGCGGACCUGCUCCUGGCCAGUCCACUGAAGCACGCCGUGCGCAACCAGCUGACCAAACUAUUCUCGGACAAUGGCCUGGCCAAACAGGAUCCGGCGAGACUGCACGGGCACUCUAAGGACCUGCUGCUGGAGGCACUGCAGCAGUCGCUCGGCGCCAUGGCCACAAGUCUCGGGGGGCCUGCGUCGCCAGAGAGCCACGACCACGCCAACGACGUCUUCGUGUCCGCCAACGCCUGUCUGCAGAACUUCCCUUUCGGGCGGGAGGCCCUGGGCCGCCAGGUGCUCCUCUUCGCGCCGCGCCUGCCCGCCGCCCUGCAGCGCUACUGGGCGGACAUCAGUGAUCCUUCGCUGGAACUCUCGCCAACACGUCGCAACGAGCUCUACCUGUACGUGCAGAACGCGUUGAGAUUCCUGGUCAGCCUGCUGUCCGAGUGGAGCGAGCAGUUGCGCCUGGGCGAUGGCCGCCAGUUGCUGGGCUCGGCAGAUGCGGUGGCCAGAGAGGUGGCUUGCCACGUGGACACACCGUGGGAUGUACGCUCCAUCGCCGGGUUGCUGAUCGGCCACCUGGCGCGCUUCUCCGGCGUGUUUGGGGAGUACAUCGCAGACUGCUCGAGUGCCCGGACGGAGCAGGAUCUCCCUGUCCAGACGGCGGCCCUGCUUGUCCUGCGGCGCUCGGAUUACGCGGAGCACGCCCCGCAGGCCCUGGCCGUUCUGAAGAUGAUCGUUACGGUCGGCGAGCGGGAGAACAGCGUUAGCAACCUGCUCGUCUUCCUGUCCAAGCACCUGUUCAUCUACUCCAAGUCGCUGGGCGACAUGCAAUCCUUCCUGCCCGCCACCCAGGAGGUCGUUUACCAGCAGAUCCUCGCGGAGCUGCAAGUGUUCGCCCUGCAGAACAUUUCCAGCGGCACGGAUUCCGUGCGCCACAUGAGCAGCGCGCUCCUCCGCCAGGUCCUGCAGCACGCCAAGACCACUGGCCGGGAGGAGCUCUUCCAAGUGGUCUACCGCCAAUUCGAAGGGUGCUCCGCGUCCCUCAGUGCCAGCUGCCUGGCGCUGGAGCAGCUCGUCGCGGUCUCGGGAGUGAGCCAGGCCAUCGCCAACUGCCCUUCGCUCUUUGGAGUCGUUUUCCCGCGCUUCUUGGGCUGUGAGGACAGUGUGGAUGCCCUGUUCAAAGUUAUGAUGGUGUCAGCCCACAAAACGCAGCCCCUGGAUGAGUGGCAGAGCCUGUGGUUCGGGCAACUCCUGGCGGCGACCCAAGUGGCGGACAAGCGGCGGCCGGUCAUCGAGCAACUGCUCACGCAGGCGGUGCAACUGGAGCCCCGGACCCUGGCCCACCUGCUCCUGCGGGACGCCCGUCUGCCGCUGAGCAGCAAGCUGUCGGCGAUCCUCAGCGCGAGGCAACUCAGCGAGAGGCGGCAGGAGCUGCUCCGGGAUCUGAAGCAGGAGGUGGAGCAGGCCCUGCUCGGCCUGGAUGACCACACGCGCCUCCUGGCGCUGCGAUUCGUGGUGGAGACGCCGCGACCCAGCGAUCAUUUGACCAAGGCCGAGGCGGAGGCCAUCGGCCUCUAUCUGCGCCACAACGCCAACAAUCCGAGUGCCCAUCUUCGCCAGCUGGGCUACGGACUGCUGCAGAAAGCUCUGCGGAGGAUCCACCUCGGCCUCGCCGAGCACCAGAAGCGGCCCACGCCGGCGGGCGAGGAGCUGCUCAGCCUACUGACCCGCCUCACCGGCGAUCUCUCGCGGAAUCUGUUUCCGACAGCGAACUAUGGACGGCGCUGGCUGUCGCUGCACUUGCUCCGCGACUGCGUGGAGCUGGGCCGGAAGUUGCAGCUGCGGAUCAGCGAGGAGCUGCUGCCGCCGGAGGCACUGCCCAAUUUGAAGCACUGUCUGGGCGACAGCUACGAGCAGAACAAGGUGCUGGCAGCCCAGCUGCUGGAGUCCCUCCAGUCCUGCUCCCGUUUCGACGCGGUCGAGAUGGUCGAGCUGCUGCUCUCGCUGCGGCCACCCGACUCCGCCACCGGAGCCUUCCAGUUGCAGGUCUACUGCAGAGCCAAGGCGGUGGAAACCGACUUGCCCGUGAAAGUGGAAGCCGAGACGACCCUCGAGCCAAGGACCUUCAGAGCGCUGCACUGGUGCCUGGACCACCUGAGAGAGGGACUGAGCCUCGCCCAACGAGAUCUGGCCGAGGCGGCCAAGCUGAACCCCCUGUACGGCCUGCUCUUUGCCAGCCGGCACCUGCUGCAGCAACUAGAUCUGGAGCAACUGGCAGAGGAGGCGGCCUGGAGGCAGUAUGUCCAGGCACUGGUCACCACCUGCCUGGCAGUCAGCGGCGUGGUGCUGCCUGUGGUCAGCAGCGCCUCGCCCGAGGGCCACCUGCCCGCCACCCGCGACCAGGAGACGGAUCAGCCCCUGACCAACGUGCUCAGCCGUCGGCUGCCCAGCGAGGCGUUGCAGCAGGUGCGCACCACGCCCCAGAUGGUGCUCCUCUGCGCCUGGCGCAGCAUCAAGGAGGUCUGCCUGAUCCUGGGCGAGUUGGUUCAGCGGGCGCCACUGGAGGAGGAGCAGCUGCAGCAGCAGCAGGGGGACUUCCUGCUCAGCAGUGGCCAGCUGGAGGCCAUUGGAGAGCACUUCCUGCAUCUGCUGGCCGAGACCAAGCAUCGCGGCGCCUUCGAGCAGGCCUACGUGGGAUUCACGAUGCUGUGCCGCCGCUUCUGGCACAGCGAUGCAGUGCGUCUCAACCAGCUGCCCGGCCAGUGGGUGAGCGAGGCCAUGGCGAUGGUCAGCGGGCAGGAGGUGCGCCGGGGAGCCCGUCUCUGCUCCACCCGCCGCAGUGCGGGCAUGCCCUUCAUGCUGCAGGCGCUGAUCUGCACGGAACUCAAGCUGGGCACCCAUGCCACCCUCCACCGCUGCAUGCUGCAGUUGCUCGAGGUGUGCGAGCGGCGGACCGCGGGACCGGCGGGGAUCACCGCGCGCAGCCACGCCCUCAACAUCUUGCGCGCCCUCUUCCGCUGCAGCGAGCUGGCCGAGCUGGUCACCGAGUUCAUGGCCCGCGGCAUCCAGUGCGCCCUCGAGGGCCUGCUCCUCGCCGAGGAGUGGGCGGAGCGCAACUGCGCCACCCUGCUGCUCGCCGCGCUGGUCGUCCGCGUGUUCGGUGUGGAGCGGGCUCGCCUGGAGACCGGGGAGCUGCACGUGCGCAACCGGAUGACGGGACGCAUCUUCUUCACGCGGUACCCGCAGCUCUUUGACUACUUUCACGGCGCACUCCAGCGGGAGUCGACCCAGAUGGACUCGAACGAGCGGGCCAGCGGAAACGGAAACGGGAGACGGAGCGGGAAGCGGAGGCAGGCGGUCCAGCUGGAGGCCAUGCUGCUCAUGCUCAGCCGUCUGUAUCCAUCCUCGCUGGAGGGAGCCGAGUCAACGCUGAAUCUGAGCGAGUUUGUGCCCUUCCUGAUAAAGAUCUGCCACUCGCACGAUUUGAUGACACGCGAAAGAGCUGCUUUGGUGGUCGCCAACUUUGUCAGCCAGGAGCAGGCGCUGGCCGAGAUCAGGCGCAUCGUGGUGGAGCUCAAGGCGCUGCAGCUUAGGUUGGAGAACCUAAAGGAACCCCCCACCCUGGACGCUAAUCUCGUGCACGGGCAAUUGCUCCUUCUGCUCCACCUGCACCGCUUGGUUCGUUGGACGCGUCCUUCGCUGGCGAGAAUGCAGCUGCACACCCUAGCAUCUCUCGCAGCUCCGAUGCUCCAGUGCGACGUGUGUGCGUUCGGCGCGCUGGUGGAUGUGAUGGUGGCCAUCAUGGAGGAUGCCGUCGAUCCGGGUCUGGUGGACUUCCAGCUCCUGGAUGCGAUCGCUGCCGUAUACCGACUGGAUCAUAAGGAGGUCUACAGGCGCUGCCAGGGGCUGGGAAUCUCGAUGCGGUUCUACCAGAUCUUUGGCCUGCAUCUGCAUCGACUGCACGGGAUUUCCCAAGGAAUGGUGCAGCACAUGGUCGAGGAUCUGGCCGAACCCUUCUGGGCCCUGGACGAGCUCAAGGUGGAGCUAUGGCUGUACAUCCUGCUGCAGAGGAGCCUGGGCGAGGAGCGCCCGCUGGUCAGCGAGCUGGACGUCGAGCACUUCCAGUUUUCGGGCGACAUUCGGCGCUACUACAAGACCCUCAGCGCCGAGGAGCGGCAGGAGAUCGGCGAGCAACUGCAUCAAUCCCGGGCCAUUCGCUCCUGCGUCCUGCAGAUGACGAGCACCUCGACCACCCGCCACUGGAGCCUUCAGCUCGUCGGCCGCCUGGUCGCCUUGCAACCCCUGCUGAAGGAGCCAGCACUGGAGCUGGAUCAGCUGGUCCGCCGCUGCUCAGAGGCGCACUCCAGUCACCAGGAGCCGGGACUGGUACUGGGCCUGAAGCGACUGAUCGGGGAGACGGAAUCUCUGGAGCGGAAGCACUGGCUGCCCCUGCUGAACUACGCCCUGCGCCUGGUCGCUCCCGUCCAGCCGGUCUACCUGCGUCACCAGGCGGCGGAACUGUGCGAGUUGCUCGUUCGCAGCCGGCCAAAGGAUCAAAUGGGCUUGGGCACCGCGGACGUGGACGUGGAGGUGGUCGGGCGCUUUGCCAGACUGGUGCUGCUCCUGCUGCUGGACGAGGCCGAGUGGUUGCGGCAUGGGGCUGCUCAGCUGGUGUGCAGCGCCAAAUUUAGGAGCGAAAUUCAACAGGAGGAGGCGGCCAUGUCAAGGGAGAUAUUGCCCAGUGCCCUGACUCCGGAGUUCCUAAAAGCGAUGAUGAGGAAUCUGGAACAGCAGGCCGGCCAUUCGGCCUUUCUGCUUCGUCUCUUCCACCUCAUCGCCGAGCCCUUCCUGGCCUCUGAAGCGAAGGAUUCCGAGCUGAGCAUUCACGAGGAUGGGGAUGUGGAGGUGUUCGACAAGCAGGAAAUCAACCUUUACUGCGAGCCGCUGCUGGUUCUCUGCGAGUUGGCCGCUGCCUUUCGGGCGCAGUUUGGAAAGAGCCAGGAGCUGAUGGCUGCCAUUGAAGCCCUGGGACUUCCCUCGGACUUAGUAUCGGGUUAGCUCUGGAAUGGAGACAGGUGCUGGCACCUGGAGCGUCUAAUGCAAGAGCAUUUGAUGUGUGCAAUAGUAAGCUUGCGUAACUUCUUAAAGCAGAACCAUUCGGCUUCUCAGACAGAAAAAGUGGCAGUCAAAAAUAGUUUAAGAAAGCAUUUAAAAAGCUUCGCAACAAAAAAAAAAUUAAAUUGUACUACGUACGUAUUCCUUCCAUUACCGCCUGUUUUAUAGUAAGGAAAUAUUUUUUUUUUUUUAAUAUGUUUUUGUUUUGCUUCACUGACAAUCUUCACGAACUUGUUAAAAUACAUAAUGUGACUGGUAAAUUUAAGUAGUAAGUUAAAACUCUUAAUAAUAAAAAAACAAAACGACUA